Labrus bergylta (ballan wrasse) is the source of this 928-nucleotide messenger RNA. NCBI's taxonomy places the organism in Eukaryota, Metazoa, Chordata, Actinopteri, Labriformes, Labridae. The record is from RefSeq and is a predicted model, not a curated record.
UGGACUGCUGUACAGCCUGCAACACAGACAGACUGUAUAUCACUGUGUGUGUAAGCAUGCACAACAGACGCUGUGUGUAGGAGAACGGUUGUGAGUUUGUAGGCUGCCCAUGUCCUCUGGAAUUGGAUGCAGUGAGCAAUAAUCCUCUUGAGAUAAAACGGAUACAGACAAGUGAGCAGGGGACGGAAGAGGGAGCACUUUUGCUCUUCACACUUGGCCUGCUUUCACAGGCAGGUGCAUGCCCAGCAAUCUACUGUAGUACUGUUAUCAAUGCACUUGCCAGGAGUAUCUUGAUAAAUGCUACGGACUGCAGCAGGACAUUUUAUUGCUGUAAUUUGGAUGAGGAAGAGAAUUGUGUCUUUAUCAGAGGUAGAGAAGUGAGGGGCGGUUUGAGGCCACUUUUGGAAAAACAGAGAAGGUGGAUUCUCUGUGGUGAAGAUGAGUCUCGACCCGGUGCAGGUGAUGAGCGGACAUGCCAAGGAACUCAAAGUUGUCCCUUCAUCCAAUGGGGACAGCAAAGGAUCAUGGGAAGAGAAAGAGGAGUUUGAUCAAGACAACUUGGGCCUCACCACCAAGCCAAUACCAGUGACAGGGAGACGAGCCCGGAAGGUGGAGGGAGGUGUUUUCUUCCCAAAACCAGAGAAUGCGGUGACCAUCGCUGUUUCUACUCGGGUUUUGUUUCGGACCGAUCGGGAGCAGAAGGUGUUUGAGCAGAAAGGAGUCGAGGAGUAUCUGAGAUACCAGAUCGAGCAUGAGAACGAACCCUUUGCCCCAGGGCCCGCAUUCCCCCUUGUCAAGGCUCUGGAGGCGGUGAACGCUCGUCUGCGGGAGCUGUACCCACAAAGUGAAGAACUGUUUGACAUUGUUUUGGUGACGUACAAUCAUGCACAUGUAGGAAUCCGGCUCAUCAACACCAUCAACCAUCACA